AGUCAGGCGAGGCACCGGAGCCACUUUCCCAGCAGAGCUACAGCAGCAGGCCGUCUUCCCUUAGCCCCAAAAGCCUAAACCUAAAGAUGCAGGUCCACCAGGCUGUGUUUGGAGCCGCCGUGCUCGGCAUGCUGUUGGCCUUCGGCUGCUCCCUGCCCGUUUUGGAUGCCAGCUCCGGCAUCGACAACGCCACCAUCGAGGAGCUGAGGAACAGCGUCAACGAUACGCCCAAGAAUCUCUAUGUGGUCAAGGCGGUGGUCUAUGAGAUCGGCAUCCUGACGGAGGUGGGCGAGAAUGACACCAGUUUCGAGAGCCAGGAACGCGUGGAUCUGACCUUCUACGAUACGCACAGCAACAAGAGCCACAUUGACCUGGGCAACAUCCCGCUGCCCAUCCAGACCAAUGUCACCGGUCAAGUGCUGACCGGCAUCGCACCUGUGAAUCUGGGAGCCUUCAGCAGUCCCCAGGAACUCCUGGAAACCCUGCCCCUCACCGGAAGCAUUGUGAACAUCACGCACAGCGACACCGCCUUCUAUCAACUGAGCAGAUCGAACACCAGUGCCGCGGACAAGCCACAGGUUCUGGAUCAGGAUGCGCUGUCCAAGCUCACACACGCGGCCCAGUUGUUCCCGCCAUCGUCGCAAAUUGGCCAGUCGGUGCCAGUGAACCCAGCUGCCGAUAACGAGGUGCCCCAGACGGAACCCGAGGAUUAGGCUUACUCCGCGGAAUCUCAUCGUGAUGCAGUGCGUUGCUCUCCAAGCAAUCUAUAAAUACGUAUACUCUAGAUCUACUUAGUUUUAUGGCUUCACACUUAAGUACCUACAGUGCUAGAAAAGACUGGACGAGGACAAGAGAUCGGCAACAUUGCCUUGGUCACAUCACAAGGUUGGAAUUUCACUUUUCUAUGGCAAAGUAAAAAUAAAUUUCGCAUUAGUGCUAGGUAAA
Molecule: messenger RNA, 945 nt
Organism: Drosophila mauritiana
Lineage: Eukaryota; Metazoa; Arthropoda; Insecta; Diptera; Drosophilidae
Exons: 2
Coding region: 87-713 (208 amino acids)
Source: RefSeq, a predicted model, not a curated record